GCGGCGUCAUGCGAUGGAGGGCCAGGGCUCGGCCGUGCUGGGCUUCGGGCAACUUCUAGCUCCUUUCGGGGAGCGGCAGCUGCAAGAAGAGGCCGCCUCUCUCCCGCGCUGGCCGAGCAGCAGCAGCAGCCGGAGCUCGCCGCCAGAGGAGGCGCUUUUGCGGCCGAGGAAGGAGGCGAGCGAGGCCGCCGCGGAGGAGGAGGAGGACGACGACGACGAUGCCGACGAGGAGGCGCUGCUGGCGCUGCGCCGCCGCCACGGGCGCUCCCUCUCGCUGCCCGCCAGCCCGACGCUGGCCGCCGCGCGCCUCUUCCCGCCGCCGGGCCGUCGAGGCGAGGCUGAGGGGGGCGAAGGGCCGGCGAGCGGCUGCUGCACCAAGUGCAAGAAGCGGGUGCAGUUCGCCGACGCGCUGGGGCUGUGCCUGGCCAGCGUGAAGCACUUCAGCGCGGCCGAGGAGCCGCAGGUGCCGCCGGCCGUCCUCUCCCGCCUGCAGAGCUUCCCCAUGCGCCAGCGGGACCUGGAGGAGUUCAGCGCCGCCCUGGCUCUGGAGGAGGCGGCGGGGACGGCGCUGGCCGGGGCGCCCACGGACGUGCGCGGCGUGGUGCGGGUGCUGGCCUGCCCCGGCGCCAAGGAGGUGACGGUCCGCUACACUUUCAACGAGUGGCUCUCCUUCCUCGACGCCUCCGCCCUGCCCCUGCCGCCGCCGCCCCCCGUCGGGGAGCCCGCGCCUUCGGCCCUCUCCGGCCCGGUCGAGCGCUACCAGUUCGCCUUGUGCCUCCCGCCGGGCCUGCCGGAGGGCACGGCCGUGCAUUUCGCCAUUUGCUACCGCAGCCAGCAGGGCGAGUACUGGGACAACAACGGAGGCGCCAACUACACCAUGCGCGGCUCCCAGCCCGAGAAGGCCGCCUCGCCCCUGCCUUGAGGCCCACCGGCCUCCACCGGGCCCAGCUUGGAGUUGGGGGGACGCCGAGCCCCUUGCGGAACCGAGUGGGGUAACCAGCGCCUGGCCGCCCGACGUGCCUUUCCUGUUCCAGCGCCUUGGAGGGCCUCGAGUUGCCAGCUGUGCCUUUGCACCUUACGUGGUAUCGCCUCGCUCUGUGAAUGUGAGAAGCUCAUCGUGGCUUGACCCAGAGCCGGUGGGAACAGAGGGGUGCCCCCCCCCCCCAGUUAAACAGCAUUUCCAAAACGUUGGCACUCUCUGACAGGCGGGCAGGUUUGUUGCUUGGAUCCAUUCUGAUGUGAAUCGAACAGUGGAUCUGUAGACUCUUGCUGUGCAAGGCUUGGGUCCGCGUUUCCUGGAAUGCACUUUACGUAUGUUCGGAGAGAGGGAAGGAAGUGAACUGGUAUUUCCAGUGUCCUAUCACCGUUGCUUGGAAGUCGGCUAAAGACUGACCUCUCUUCAGUUUCUCAUCUGUGAAAUGUCCUUUAAUGGGUCUAGAAGAAUACAGCACUACAGUGAACUGGGGAAAUAAAACAGCUGUUCAGGACAUACUUAAAAAAACAACAACACAACAACCUGCCCCUUUUCUUCCUGUCUUCCAACUUGAAUAUUGUGCCUUGAGUGAAAGGUCUCUUUAUACAUUGAUGUAAGACAGAACUGAUGUUUUGACCGCUGUGCCUAGGUGCUUAUACUCCCAACAAAGGUAUAAAGUGCUGUUGGAUUUUAUUUGGGGGGGCAAUAAAGAGAAAGGUGCUUAUGGGAAAUGGCUGAAUCUCAGCAAAAAUUGGGGCUAGAAGAAAUGCUUCUGUUCUUUAGGCUGAGAUGCUCUGGAUAGUUCUGUGAUUACACAUGGUGUUAACUACCAAUGACCUAGCACAUGGGGGGAUUUCAGGGUCCAUGUAAGAUGUGGGUUUAGUUCACGAAACUGGUAGGGAUGUAAGAGCCAUUGGAAAACUGCCUUAAACAGUGUGCUCCAGGUAUAAGGGAAGAUCUCUCCAGCACUCUCAUAGUUGCACAGAACAAAGAAAUUUUAGCGUGAAAUCUUGUACCUGCCAAAACAUGGUGUCCUACACAACUGUUAGUGCAGAAACCCUGCCCUGCUUUACAUCUGGUUUUACACAUGCUGGCUGACCACUUAUAGCUAGCUGGCUUGUAGCUGCAGCUGAUAACAGAUUUGCAGAACAUGGAACAUGCAGAACGUUCCUGUGUGCACCUGGCUAACUCAGAACAGAGCAAGCACCUGCAGGAUUUUUUAGAGGGUAGCAAAGCUCCUGGCUGUUGCCGUGGAGUGUGGAGAUGGACAGUACACUAAAAAGUAAGAUCACCCCUGAAUUUCCAUCUCAUAUCUUUUUCACUUGAACUAUACUGGUAUACUGUGACAUUUAUUGCUGAUGGCAAAGUCACUGUUUUGUCGCUUAUAACGGGAGCGUGGUCUUCGUCACUUGAGUGUCCUGAAUCUGUAGCUUAGUGGAGCCCUUUAAGGGUUAUCCUUUUUGUUGGAGCCGAAAUGCACUUUCACAAUCCUAAGUGGCCUUAUUAUGCUAGUUUGUAGAGUUAGUAGCGGCAAUCGGUCUGGGAGACUGGUUCGGCGACCCCUUCCGUAGAUCUGUUUUUGUUGCUGGGAAUGUGGUCAGCCUAAAUAGUCAUUAAGCUAUACCCUGAAAAUCCUGUCUGAGCAGAGAUAUUGUAUUAAAGGUUCCUUCCCCCCAUGGAAUCUUGUGGUCUAAUAAUUUACCGUUUCGAAGUGGCAUAGCUGUUUUUGCUGUUCAAAGGCAAAACUCGGAAUUUUAUGCUAUUUAUUCAACCCAAUAAAAACUUGGAAUGUUGGAUCUCUUCCCUCUUUGGAAUUGUGAGAAUUUUAUACUGUGAUCCUGUGUUGGUUAUGGCCAAGAAGCAUGUUAAAUGAUUGACACCAUUGUAAGAGAAGAGUAUGCACAGCAUGGUGACAGGUGAGAGUAAUAGGUCAGUGUUGUGGUGCCCCUGCUGGUUAUCUUAAGGGGGUUUGUAUGCAAAUUCUGUUGAAGGCCCAGCAUUCUAGAAGAUGAAGGGAGAUAUAAACUCUGCAGAACCUUGUUCUGUCAUCCUUGAGUUUCACUUCCUGCAGCUGGCUGUUAUGAAUGCAUUUUCUUGCAGAAUCACUUAGCUGUUUGCUUAAAGCACACCUUUUCAGGAGACUGUGGGUCAUACCUGAUAGUAAAGAAUAUGUGUUUCCUCUCUCCCCCUCAAGCAUACGGCAAACAGUCGUAGAUAAUAUAACAAGUGAAGAUCAGCAAAUGCAAAUCUAGGGACCUUGGCCUGUCACAGCCCCUGAACGUGUGGUGUACUGCAUGUUUGUAGACAACUGUGUCCCUUUCAUCCAUGAGGCUAUUUUUGCAGUGCACACACAAUGAGUAUUUGCUUUUCUGUGUUGUGUGUAAGCUGCUGGGAAUCCUCUAGCCACUUGGGGGUGUUAUAGUGAAGAAUGUGGAAUAAACUAACAAAAUCUGGAAUAUCCUUUGGAAACCCCAUAGUACUUUUAAGAGUUAAACUGUGAUUUAUUUGUUUUUGAUGCCGAGAGAGGCUGGCUGGCUGGCAGUCUCCUAGUGAGUCAUGCUGUGUAACCUUGGACUCUGCUUUCGAAAACUAUUUUGGACAAAAGUUGAAUUGUAGAUGAAGCCUCCCCCCCCCCCUGUUCUGUUUUUUCUUUUGUCCCAGUGUCCCAGGAGCAUGUGUACAGCAAGAGCGUGGGUGCUUUCUGCUGCUUCGGAGGUCCUGAAAUGAUUGUCCAGCUAGGGCAGUAAGCAGUCUGCAAAAGUGCAGAAGGACUCAUCCAGAGUCAUUUUUUGGAAAAUGCUUUGUUGUAAAUGCACAAAACCUCCCUGUGAGGUUUUAAUAUAGCACUUGAAUAAGCUAGCACUAGCUCAAGUACACAAAAUCCUUGAGGCUACAUACUCCUUUUGCUUAAAUGAACAUUGAAAUGGUGCCAAAGAGCCAGCAGUGAGUCAGUGUAUGUGCAGCAUAAACCAUGCUGCCCAGGAUUGCCUUAAGCGGUAACGAUCCUGUCAUCUUCGGAGGAGAAGCUGGUUUUCCCAUGGAAUAAUGUUUAUACGCUGCAAAAAACUCCAGUGUGUUAAUACUUGCGUCCAUAGCCAACUUCUCUUUAAAUACUUAGAGCUUCAGUUGGCACGCUGCGAAAUCUCUGGUUUUAUCGUGUCAUACUGGCUGUGCGCAAGAGGACUGUGGAGCACUUUUCUUUUUUAAAAGGAAAAGGCCUGAAAUUGAAUGUGACAGUUUUAGCUCCUGGCUAGAGUCUUUUCAGAGGGGAGUGAGCAGAGAUGCCGCCCGGUAUUUCUGAAGAAUCCUGCUGUCUGAACAAGAUUAUACACAGCAAGCAAGGUGAAAAUCUCUAGGGUGCUGUAUAUUCUGGCAAAAACUGGCCAGAACUGGUUUAGCCCAGGAUAUGUAGAGGUUUUCUCUUGAACCUCUUGUGGAUAAUCUUGGAAGAGGCAACAUUCUGAGGAAAGAAGAAGAGAUUGGAUUUAUACCCUGCCCUUCACCACCUGAAGGAGUCUCCGAGCAG
Molecule: messenger RNA, 4499 nt
Organism: Gekko japonicus
Lineage: Eukaryota; Metazoa; Chordata; Lepidosauria; Squamata; Gekkonidae
Gene: PPP1R3G
Product: protein phosphatase 1 regulatory subunit 3G
Exons: 1
Coding region: 14-922 (302 amino acids)
Biological process (GO): regulation of glycogen biosynthetic process
Cellular component (GO): protein phosphatase type 1 complex
Molecular function (GO): glycogen binding; protein phosphatase 1 binding
Source: RefSeq, a predicted model, not a curated record